AUGCCCCCAAAGCGAAUUGUGGUAAAUUUAUCGGAAAAGUACGGUGAUAUACGCAUCCCACACUCACUCCUACCAGGUGUCAACCCCGUCGCGUACACGGAGCAGGCUGUCCUCUUUGUGGCGCCACCACCUGUGGAGCGGGGGUUUGAGUGGGGUGAUGCACUCAGCGAGGGCGAGGCCUCUGCUCCAUGGGAGCCGGCACCACCUUUAGACGAGAAGGGAACGGCAAGGGCGUCACUGUUGGCGUACGACGCAGAGCCGCUUCGUAGCCCCGUCAUGCGGGCGCGGCAUUUACACUAG
Messenger RNA from Trypanosoma rangeli, 300 nucleotides. RefSeq lists its product as uncharacterized. Lineage: Eukaryota; Euglenozoa; Kinetoplastea; Trypanosomatida; Trypanosomatidae. The record is from RefSeq and is a predicted model, not a curated record. The transcript has a single exon. The coding region runs from base 1 to 300 and encodes 99 amino acids.